AUGGAUUCUGCCACCCAACGCCCACGGUGCAACUUGACAACGGAAUGGGCUGGGGCAGGCCGACGAAACUUUACAGCUCACAGAGCUCAUUACAGGCCAUUAGACUCCGGUUCGCAUGGCAUUGGGCUUGCCCAGCCCCGCGCCGUGUCCCAUUGGGGUCCGGACAGACCCAGGUCAUGGGAGGCAUCCUGGCAGCUUACCCCGCCAUCUGAUCAGGGGUUUUGGCCUGCGUCAUGCGGAACCAGGCCCCCUCAACACGGACUACAGCGCACUGGAUGGAACUCCACUCAACAGGGUAGUUUACAGCCUGUUCAGGUGAUUGCCCAGUGCUGCGCUGGGUAG
Auxenochlorella protothecoides is the source of this 342-nucleotide messenger RNA. RefSeq lists its product as hypothetical. The record is from RefSeq and is a predicted model, not a curated record. Lineage: Eukaryota; Viridiplantae; Chlorophyta; Trebouxiophyceae; Chlorellales; Chlorellaceae. Bases 1 to 342 code for a protein of 113 amino acids. The transcript has a single exon.